GCGUUCCCGACAUGCCCCGCGGCGGCCACCGACCGCCGGAUUUGAAUCGAGUCAGCGCUCGGCGGUUGCGGUGGCGGGAUGGGCGCUUCGUCGUUGCCCCCGGCCUGGCAGCUCUACCUCAAGGACCACCGCAUCUCUACGUUCAAGAACUGGCCGUUCUUGGAGGGCUGCGCCUGCACCCCGGAACGGAUGGCCGAGGCCGGCUUCAUCCACUGCCCCACGGAGAACGAGCCCGACUUGGCUCAGUGUUUCUUCUGCUUCAAGGAGCUGGAAGGCUGGGAGCCAGACGACGACCCCAUAGAAGAACAUAAAAAACAUUCAUCUGGUUGUGCUUUUCUUUCUGUCAAGAAGCAAUUCGAAGAAUUAACCCUCAGUGAAUUUUUGAAACUGGACAAGGAAAGAGCCAAGAACAAAAUUGCAAAGGAAACCAGCAAUAAACAGAAGGAAUUUGAAGAGACGGCGAAGAGAGUGCGCUGUGCCAUCGAGCAGCUGGCGGCCCUGGAGUGAGCCCUGCAGCCUGCUGGGCCCAGACGGGGGCGCGGUGCCCACGCCCACUCCCCAGCGUCAGCGGCUCCUGGGCGGGUGGGGGUGCUUGGCCGCAUCUUAGGAAAGGACGUCACGUUUUGAAAUUAGAACAUUUAAGCUAUACUUUUGCUUUUUUCUUGGAAGUGGCGCCACGGCGCCUUCUCUUUGUGCAGCCGGUGCCGCUGAGCAUAGUAACUGACUUUUUUCUUUGGUAGUUUUUGGGCCGCUGCUUCCUGGACUGCCCAGGGUGAGCAGGUGAGAGGUGUGUCCUCCCGGGCAGGGCCCCUCCACAGGGAAGCCCCUGGGCUUCGGGUUGACCACUAGCUGUUGGAGCCUGAGAUCUGAGGCCUGAAUGUAGUCGUAGGUCUGUUGUAACUGGAUGAACAGAGAGUGAAGGAGACCGUUUUAGGUUUUAUUUGUGGAAUAAUCCAAAUUUCUAGUGUGCGUUCCUCAUGUUCCCAGGACCCCGCAUCGCCUCGCUGGGGUGUGUCCAAGGCCCGCACCACCCCUUCCCCCGUCAGGCCUGUGGCUCUACGGGGGCCUCCAUCCUGCAGAGCGGACCACACGCAGCCCCGUCCCUGCCCAAGCCCUGAACGCCCGUGUGCAGUAAGGGGCUUCCUCGGCUGCCUUGCCACCCUAGUCUUCAAGUUCGUAUGGGGGAGCUGCUGGAGUUCAACCCUAGGCUGCCCUGGGCCUUGCUGUGUGACAGUGCCCGGGGGGCGGGGGGCCGAUGUCUUGACAGUGAAACCAGCCUCUGGCUUGGAGUCGCGCUGAGGAUACUUCUUCACUUCCAGUGGGCACCACAGGCACACGGCAGGGUUGUGACAUUUCUCUAAGAAAGAUGAGGAAAAGGUGCUUCAUGCGAGUCAGUGCGUUUUGCAGAGGCCGGGCUGCCUGUCCUGCAGCAGCUGUCGCGCAGCUGGGGGCGGGCGGGGCGCGGCGGGCACCGGGGAAGGACUUGCUGGCCUCUCCCGGUCGUGGCGAGGGUUGGGCGGCUGGCAGCGCACCUGUCUGUCUUAUGGGAGCCCCCCUCGGGGAGGGCAGUGGGGUCAGUGGGUCUAAAAGGUAGGCUGGGAAUCUCCGGCGGGGGGAGCCUUUUUUACAGGGAGCUGGUUUAUACCGUUUGCAGUCUCACAAGAUCAUCAGUUCAGUAAGAGCUGGAGCAGGGGCGACGAAUACACAGUUGGAGCGCCCCUUCGGGCCCCGGCCCCAGUGCCCUGGCACAGGCUGCCCUUCGGCAGGUCCAGUCCCCGCACCUGUUGAAGCUGAGCUGUGGUUUCCUUGUCUGACACGGGCUCAUAAAAGCUGUGCCACCUCAGCUGGCCCUCUUGUGUGGACAUGUGACGUGUGAGGCUCUGCGUGUCACGUUCUUACUUUGAAUUAUUACUUCGUGGAACGGCACAAGCUACAGUUAAAAGGGCACAAAGCCAUUCCAGGUCACUGGGGAAAUAGGGUGAGCCUUAGGUGGAUCUGGAGACAAAGUAAGGUAGCAGGAAGUGGGCAGCAGAAAUGGUCAUUUAUGAACUCGCUUGGCCGUUAGGCAGCCGAGCGAGCCUUCGGCCACACGCCGGUGUCUCCCUCCCCGAGCCCAAGGCAGCGGCCAAGGAACUUGGCUCAGAGGCGUGGGACCUGGUGGGCUGCGGGCGAUCAGUCGGCCCUGAGUGGCCACGUCUCCACUGCUCCACACGCUUCCGCAUGUCCAUGUCACGCUGUCCACGUCGUCGUCUCCACACCGGUCCCCCUGCGCACCUCCCCGCGGCCGGCUCACACGGGAGUCACAGGGACAGAUUUUAUUUCUCCCUCCAUGAAUCUAAGCUGUAGGG
Messenger RNA from Hyaena hyaena (striped hyena), 2348 nucleotides. RefSeq names its product baculoviral IAP repeat containing 5 (gene BIRC5). The transcript is spliced from 4 exons. Lineage: Eukaryota; Metazoa; Chordata; Mammalia; Carnivora; Hyaenidae. Bases 79 to 507 code for a protein of 142 amino acids. The record is from RefSeq and is a predicted model, not a curated record.